AUGGAGGAACAAACACCCAAUACGUUCAAAUUCACCAUCGCGCACUCGACGCUGCCACUUGAAGCCAUCGGCAAGGGCUUCUGUGGCUCUGUGUGGUCCGCGGGUAGCCUCGCUAUCAAGCGGGAGGAUGGCGGUCCAGGUCGUUCUAUCGCAAACGAAUACACCAUGCAUCGCCACAUCGUCCGAACCUUGGAUGAUACCAGCCUUCUCAAUGUACCUCACUGCGAAGGCUUCUUGAAACACGAGGCGACUGCCUGGGAUCAAAUGCUCCCAAGAUUUCCCGCCGGGUAUACAGGCUGUAAUGCACUGAUCAGCGAGAAGAUUCCACCACUAUCUCGCGAUGUUCGCAAGCUGUUGGCCCAAAAGUUUCACCCAAACGUGAAUCCGGAUGAGAUUGCCGAUAGCUCAACAAACAGCCACUGUCUCGCUCGGCCUUACUUGGGGCGCAGAAAGCUCCGGAGUACAGACACCAAUCAAGAUCGGCCUAGACUGAGAUUCUUCAGUCUAAGAAACUUCCCACUUCACGUCGAUCAGAUGGAGACUCUCAAGCUGGAUCUUGAAGGGUACGCCGUAGCCAUGGCAGAGGCUCUCGCAUUCCUGCACUGGUCCGCAAAAGUUGACGCCAAUGACGUUGAGUUUGUGCUUGCAAACCCAAGGACAGGCCAUGUGCCACCCAGCGCAGCCCCCACGACAUCAAGCUUUGGUCCUGCAGUCUUCCAUUCAGAUGAGUUUGGCCCUCAUGCUAUGUGGAUCCUGGACUUUGAUUGCUGCAGGAUAAUGACAAUGGACGACAACGGAAUCAAGCAAGCUUGCAGAAGCUUUUGGCGGAACGAUCCUUACUAUCCGCGGCCUGGCAGCAACAACGCAAAGGAUCAGGAACUCUGGGCUGUAUUCCGGACUCACUUCCUGACCGCUAGCGAGAGAAUUUUGGAGGGCAAAGAGGAAGAUGUGCGUCGGCUGCCAUUGAAAUUGAUGGAGUGUAUCGAGGAGACAAGGGGAAGGUUCACCAAGGGAACAGGUUUCUGGUAG
Molecule: messenger RNA, 1029 nt
Organism: Colletotrichum acutatum
Lineage: Eukaryota; Fungi; Ascomycota; Sordariomycetes; Glomerellales; Glomerellaceae
Product: zinc finger protein-domain-containing protein
Exons: 1
Coding region: 1-1029 (342 amino acids)
Source: RefSeq, a predicted model, not a curated record